Thecamonas trahens ATCC 50062 is the source of this 1187-nucleotide messenger RNA. Its product is annotated as GPI transamidase component GPI16. The record is from RefSeq and is a predicted model, not a curated record. Gene Ontology annotation, cellular component: GPI-anchor transamidase complex. Bases 15 to 1187 code for a protein of 390 amino acids. The transcript has a single exon. Gene Ontology annotation, biological process: attachment of GPI anchor to protein. Lineage: Eukaryota; Apusomonadida; Apusomonadidae.
CAUGGUCGCAGAUCAUGGCGGAUGUGGCCGGCUUGUUCUGCGCCUCGUUUGAGCUUGUAGGCGCCGAUGAGACUGCGGUGGUCGCGGUUGCGGCGCAGGAGCUCCGCCGUGGCUCGCUCGCCUCCGAGUCGGUUUGCACCGAGAACCUGACACCAUGGCUCAAGCUCAUUCCGGGGCGGUCUGUCGGCCUGGCGAGUCUGAUCAAACCGCUGCGGGUGUUCAACGUCAAGUACUUUGCGCAGUUUGUGCGGUUCCGGGCGCCGGGCACGCUUGUCCUGGACCUCACGCUUGUGCACACGCCGGAGGGGCUCGGAACCGGGCGGGUCAUGCCGUUGGCGAACUUUGCGCUCCCAGAUCUGCUUGUGGGCCGCGAGGCGGGUCCAGGCGGUAUGCGCGGCUCGCCGCUGGCGGACCGCUCGAUGGUUGUGCUCGAGCUGGACGCGCAGGUGGCCGACGCGACGACGCUCGAGCCUGCGCCGAGCCAAAGGCGUGCGACUGGCGACGGGAUGCGUGUUGAUGCGGUCUACGAGCUGGAGAGCGCUCAGAAUGUGCGUGUGGUUGCGACAGUCUCACCGCCGCUGGCGCCUGCGCUGACGCCGCUGCCGUCUGCAGCAGGCGGGGUGAGCCUCGACCGGCACGUGAGCGGGUCGGGCGGCGGCCCGGGCGGCAUGCACACGUGUGUGGUGAACAGCGGCCGCGGCACGGUCCGCGGCAAGUUUGAGGACGUGUUUCCGGCGUACAUUGUGGCGUACUUUCACACGCUGACGUGGACCGGCGACGGGACGCUGCGCGUGCUGCGUCGGCAGCACGGGCGGCUCGGCUCUGCACCGCACCAUUUCGAGCUUGCGAUCGAAGUUGCCGGCGACGGCGAGCUCUGCUGGUCGUACGAGUUUGACAAGGAGUUCCUGCACCUCAACAAGUAUCCGCCGGACGCGCACCGCGGCUUUGAUCUCGCGUCUGGAGUGCUGCGUGCUGUUCGCGACGGCAGUGACGAGACCGGCGAGCUUGUUGUCUACACGCCGUCAGUCCUGCUCCAUGUUGUCACGCCGGACUUUUCGAUGCCGUACAACGUGAUCACGCUGACGUGCACGGUGAUGGCGCUCUUCUUUGGCUCGAUGUUCAACUCGUUGCUCCGCAAGCCGACGCCUGCUGCCGACGACCAGGGCGACGACGAUGGAGCAGAAUGA